AUGACUUUCCCUCCGAAACAUUGCGUGGCAAGGUCUUAUCUGAAGUUUACUAGAUCUCCUCGAAAUUGCAAAGAACUGCGGGACCAAGGGACUUUCCUCAGUGGGUGGCACAAAAUAUAUCCAGAUGGAGAGAAACCAUUUACAGUCUUGUGUGACAUGGAUACAGAUGGAGGAGGGUGGAUUGUUUUCCAGAGACGGUAUGAUGGCAGUGUGAAUUUUUUCAGAGAGUGGAAAGACUACAAGCAAGGGUUUGGAAACCAACUAAGUGAAUUCUGGCUGGGAAAUGAUAAUAUUCACCGCCUUACUUCUACAGGAACCCAUCAGCUUCGAGUUAAUCUGACAGAUUUUGCUUUCGUCACAUAUGCUUUGUUUGCUGUAUCGGGAGAAGGUGACAAUUAUAAGCUGAGAAUUGGCGCUUUCACUGGAGGCAGUACAGGUGACUCUCUCUCUUCUCACAACAAUCGUCCUUUCACAACCAAAGACAGAGACAAUGAUGAAUCUUCACAAAACUGUGCGGUGCUAUAUAAAGGUGCUUGGUGGUACGGAAGCUGCCAUAACUCCAAUCUGAACGGGCAGUAUCUGAGAGGAAAACACGCCAGCUACGCGGAUGGAGUUACUUGGUCCAGUGGAAAAGACUAUUAUUAUUCCUAUAAAAUAACGGAAAUGAAGUUCAGACCAGUUUAA
Messenger RNA from Bufo gargarizans (Asiatic toad), 684 nucleotides. Its product is annotated as ficolin-2-like. NCBI's taxonomy places the organism in Eukaryota, Metazoa, Chordata, Amphibia, Anura, Bufonidae. The record is from RefSeq and is a predicted model, not a curated record.